AUGCUUGCCUCCAUGACGAGCUGCGCCCGGGAGCGCCUCGGAGCUUGCCUCCCGCAGGUGGUCCCUGCCCUCUGCAACGUCAUCAAUGAUGAGCAUGUCAAGGUGAAAGAGGCGGCGCGAGAAGCUUUCAACAAGAUUGCCGACAUCAUCAAAAGCCCUGAGCUUAGAGCUAUCGCGCCGGAGCUCAUCUCAGCUUUGACGGACGGUGCUCAGUACGAACAUAUCACCCGCGAUGUGCUGGACAAGCUCUUGGGCACGUCCUUCGCCACACACGUGGAUGCGCCAUCCCUGUCCCUGGUGUGUCCCGUCAUUCAGCGUGCUCUCAAAGAGCGGUCUGCCGAGAUGAAGCGCAAGGGUGCGCAAAUUGUGGGUUCCAUGGUCAUGUUGAUCAAGGAUCCGAAGGACAUUCAACCCUACCUGCCACUUCUUCUGCCUCAACUGAAGCUUACCUUGGUCGAUCCUAUUCCAGAUGUGCGUGCAACGUCUGCAAAAGCUUUUGGCAUACUGGCACAGGUGCUGCCAGAGGACAUGCUAGGCCUGGCGUCCAGAAUCAGUACCUUUAUUUGA
Messenger RNA from Symbiodinium pilosum, 567 nucleotides. Lineage: Eukaryota; Dinophyceae; Suessiales; Symbiodiniaceae. The record is from the annotation of a GenBank genome assembly.